AUGUUUACACCGGGCAAGCUGUCACCGUACACCGACAGGCUGCUCCCACGGCAUGAGAGAAACGACGGCGGUAAAGGUGGCACCGCCUCCAUAUCAAUGCUGUCAAAUUGCUUGAACCAACUUGGCGACGACGCGCAGAAGGAAGGCCCAGAGCGGCACAUGCACACUGCUCUUACCCCAAACCGCUGUAGUCUGAGGCCGAUGGGACAGGGGUAUGGCAUGAAAAGCAGUAGUUUCACAAUGGGUUUGACGACGCGGGAGAAGAGGCGGCCUCCCUCACUUUUUACAACACCCGCAUCCUUCUUUGCGCCCACGCAACAACUCACCCCAACGGGGUGGACAAGCAAGCAGAUGCCAGUCCUACCGCCAUCACAAUCACCGCAGAAGGGGCCGACGUUAGCGCCAACCGGGUGCACAAUCGGCUGUGAGUCAAACCAUGGGCUGAGCCUGAGCUUGCCAGCACAGCAACAGGUAGGAAAGCUCCCUCAAUCCCCUGCUGCUGGGGCCAUUUGGCCGAAUGAUCGGAGGUUUGCAUGGCCAGAGAAGGCAUCGCUGCUUUCGUUAUCGGAGGAUAAGCGCGUGUUGCUGGCGGGUCCUUUUCGUGUGUCAAAUGAGGGAUGCCUCACGAUGCAGAAUGUAUUGCUACUGAACGCCGAAAAACGUGGGGGCUCUGUGCCUCUGUCUACGGGGAAAGAUGCUCCACAGCAGCUCCUUCUCCCAGAAACCAUUCUUGCUCCUGCCGAGCCAGUAGUUAACAAUUCAUUCACCCUCUUAUCCGCAAGCAUGGACACACGGUACAGCCCCAUCACCUAUUCAUUGGAUGCCAACCAAGCAGUAUCUCACGAUCCCUUCAAGUCUGAGGGUAGAAUGCGCUUUCAAGAGAACAGCUUUGCAGUCCCGCCUCCCGCUCAAGCAGUUGGGGAUAGAGUUCAUGAAGUUGAAGAAGCCGAUAGUCCCGAGUUCUACUCACUGCCCGGAUCGGAGGACGUAUCCGCAAUGAGUCUUCUGUCGUACUCGGAACUGCCUUUGAAGUCUAAAUCUUUGACUUCUUUGCCCCCAAACGUGGUGCGAUAUGGCGAUUUGAGGAUCAUGUCGCAAAUCGGAGUUGGUGCGUCUGCGUGCGUUUUUAUGGCGGAACAUAUGCCCACGGAGCGUCUUCUUGCUGUCAAGCGCAUUGAUCUUUCACCGCUAUUUUUUGAUUGGAAUAUGUUGAGAGGGAGUAAUUUACAGCGCCUGAAGUCCACAACGCGCCUGCGUCAGUUGCAGCUUAUUGUGGUACGGGAACUGCAGGUUCUUCAUUUGGCAUACCGGAGUCCGUUUAUGGUAAAGGUGUACAAUGCCUUUUACACAGAGGACAUUAUGGCACUUGAUCUGGUAAUGGAGUACAUGCACUAUGGUGGUCUGGAUCAUCUGCAAAAACUUCUGUGUGGAAGGGACGAAACCGAUAAUGCGGUCGAAGACGAUUUAGGAAGAGCCGGUCGACGCACGAAGAGGAAAACGGAGGUGCCGGAGCGCCUGGUGGCAGUGGUGGGUGAGCAACUUCUGCGUGGUGUUCAGCACAUGCAUGAACGUGGAUAUAUUCAUAGGGACAUCAAACCCGGUAAUGUUCUCGUCAACAAGAAGGGUAUUGUGAAGCUAAGCGACUUUGGAUUGUCUCAACGCUGUGAUGCAGUCAACGAACGUGUUGGUGACAAAAAAAACAAAACGCACCACUUUUCCGGAACAAAAAGGGAGAAAUCAUCUCCACCAAUGCAAAAAACCCUUUCAUCAGGGGGCAGCACAAGCUCCUCAGACAGUGUGCAUUGCUCCGGCACAGACAAGUACAUGAGUCCCGAGAGACAACGUGGGGAACCGCAUGGAAAGGCAAGCGACAUUUGGGCAGUAGGCAUGACACUUGCGGAGUUUGCUGUUGGUGAGUACCCUGUCGAUUUAACCGACUGCGAGGACGCAUUUGAUCGAGCAUCACGCAUAGCGGCACCGUUGAACCUGAGAAACUACGCGCGGUCCUGCCCGCUGAGUGAGGAGUUCCUUGACUUCAUUCGUAUUAGUAGGCUGCCCCUGGCAGCGGAGCGCCCAACAGCCGGUGAGCUGCUGGAGCACCCUUUUUUUCGCCAGUGGAAAGACGAGCCGUUCUCCAUUGAGGAUUACUUGCAUGAGGCUCUCAUGGAGUCGUAG
Molecule: messenger RNA, 2175 nt
Organism: Trypanosoma cruzi
Lineage: Eukaryota; Euglenozoa; Kinetoplastea; Trypanosomatida; Trypanosomatidae
Product: protein kinase, putative
Exons: 1
Coding region: 1-2175 (724 amino acids)
Biological process (GO): protein phosphorylation
Cellular component (GO): cytoplasm
Molecular function (GO): protein serine/threonine kinase activity; ATP binding
Source: RefSeq, a predicted model, not a curated record